Molecule: messenger RNA, 1200 nt
Organism: Exophiala spinifera
Lineage: Eukaryota; Fungi; Ascomycota; Eurotiomycetes; Chaetothyriales; Herpotrichiellaceae
Exons: 3
Coding region: 1-1200 (399 amino acids)
Biological process (GO): peptidyl-glutamate ADP-deribosylation
Source: RefSeq, a predicted model, not a curated record
AUGACAGACAACGGCGUUGCGAAAGCCUGCGCAGUCCUUGGAUUGGCCCCAAACGCGACAUUCGAUGACCUCGACCAGCGGUAUCUCCAGUUGACUUCAUACUGGAGCUCACAAAAAGUCAACAAAUCCAAAGAGAUAGCAAAGAGACAGCAGGAAGAGAUUGAUGAAGCGUACCGGCUGCUGCUCCCGCAUUUCAUCAAGACUCUCGAGGAUGAUCCAAGCCUGGCCAAGGACGAGUACACCAUGAAGCAAGUGAUCAACGGUCAGGACCGCAUCCAAUAUCCCAGCACGAACGACGAUGACCUCUGGGUCCCCCCUUCACGUGCGAAAUCACCAGAAACAGACAUGGACACGGACAUGGAAAACUCAAGCGAUAGUGGCGAUAGUGGUUUGGGCUGCUCGCCUAGAUUCAAUAUUCAGGAGGUUGGCUGUGACAUUCUUGACGCUCCAGAUCGAGCAGUCAUUGUUCACGCGGUUAAUUGUCAGGGUAUAUGGGGCUAUGGAGUAGCAGCUCAUCUGAAAAGAGCGUUGCCACAAGCCUACAACGUAUACCGCUCCCACUGCAGCCAAGUUGAGAAGCCCUAUGACAUCCUCGGAACAUGCCUCUUGAUCCCCCCGCAGGAAGAAGAUUAUUCUCCGAACGUUCAAAAGAAUCAAGAUGAUUCGAAACCAGCAAGACCCGUGAAAUCGAAGGGUGCCAUAUCAGGAAAACGUUUAUGGGUUGCAUGUCUCUUCACAAGUGUUGGAUACGGGAAAGCAUUCAUGGCCGCGAACAAUCCAGGAAAAGAUCCACCCGAGCGCAUCCUAAAGAAUACUGGUUAUGCGUUGGAAGACCUCCGAGCGCAACUAGAGGCACAAGGCCUUCCAGAUUCCGAUGAGCAAAUAAGUGAGGAAUGUCCGGAUGAUGAGAAGCCUGGAGAAAUCUGGAGUGUCAAAUUCAACAGCGGAGCAUUUGGGGUGGUUUGGGAAGAGACGCUUCAAAUUCUUGAGAGUGAGUUUGAGGGAUACGUGAAACCUUGGUUUGUGGUAGAAAAGGGCUCCGAAGGCAAAGCUAGGUACAAGGAAGAUGCGACCGAUGUCGAAGACGUCGAUGCCGACUCGAGUGGCGUGCGCGGCCGUCCCAAAAUCCGAUUGACAUUGAAGAGGGGUUGUGGAAACAUUCAGCCAUCUGACGACGAAGAGAUGAGCGAGGCAGACUGA